AUGACGGCCCAAUAUGCGGACGAUGAGGACAUGUACGACAUGACAUUCCUUGCUGAGGAUGAUUGCGAUACGGACAGCGACGAUGAAGUGGAGUACUCGGACGAGGAUGAGGAGGAGGAAGGGGCUUGGGAAUGUGUCAUCCUCGACCUGGCAGCGGCAUUGACCGGACCUGAAGGCAAGGAGUGGUGGGCUGCUAUGAAGGGUGGGAUGGGGAGCUUUGACGAGCAAGGCACGUGGACCCUUCGCACGAUUCCUUUGACAGUUCCGAUGCCAUGCAAGCAACGCACCAGCCAAACCCAUCAGAUUGGGAACAUGUUGGGCAAGGCAACACUCUCGUCUCCUCGUAUGCCAUGCAUGCACCCUUCCAGUGUUGCUGUUAGAGUAGCGGUGGUGUUCUCUGGCCUAGUCUUUGUGGUGUUCUCUCUACCGUAG
Messenger RNA from Closterium sp. Naga37s-1, 432 nucleotides. The record is from the annotation of a GenBank genome assembly. Lineage: Eukaryota; Viridiplantae; Streptophyta; Zygnematophyceae; Desmidiales; Closteriaceae.